This is a messenger RNA of Thunnus maccoyii (southern bluefin tuna), 1251 nucleotides long. RefSeq names its product centromere protein O (gene cenpo). The coding region runs from base 118 to 990 and encodes 290 amino acids. NCBI's taxonomy places the organism in Eukaryota, Metazoa, Chordata, Actinopteri, Scombriformes, Scombridae. Gene Ontology annotation, cellular component: kinetochore; Mis6-Sim4 complex. The transcript has 6 exons. The record is from RefSeq and is a predicted model, not a curated record.
UGGGGCGUUGCAAGAGAUGACGCGGAGCAGCCGCCAAAAUCAAAAGUCUGUUUUGCUUUUAGCGCAAAGAAAGCGACAUUUUCAAGAACAAAAUAGGUUAAAGUGACUUUAAGAAACAUGCAGGGAGCGUCCACGAAAGGUGUUUUGAGUCAUCUGAGUCUACUGGAGGUUCAGGCAAGGAGCCGUAAAGCUCAACCUCGGCAGCAGCAGAGUCGUGUGAAGGAGAUGAAGGUUAAAGUGGAAGAGCUGAUCAUGCAGAGAGACCAGCUGAGAGCAGAGAUUCAGACACACCAGAAUCUCCAGAAACUGAGGAUGUCUAUGGACAAACAGUGUGCACAUGAAGAAGACGAGGAAAUGGAUGAAGACUCUGAGGACUCACAGAUUUUGCGUCUGAUGGCCAGACAUACACAACUGAAAGACCUUCUGCAUGCUCAUCACCUCAUUGGCGGGUACGACAUCAUAAAGACUUCUCAAGGUAAAGGAGUGUGCGUGUCUCUGGCGACUGCCUAUGAGGGAACUUACUUAGACACGUACAACCUGGAGAUUGACCUGAAGCCAACUCUGAGGAUCAGUCGCCAUAACAUCCCCUCGUUCAUCCCCCUGAACAGCCUGGCUGAACAGAGCAACAUGCAGACAGACAUCAGGGGUUUUCUGAACACCCUCAGCCAACAUCUCAACGCCUUCGCAAGUCGCAAGCAGCAGCUCAAGCUUGUUAAGGAGCUGUUCCAUAAGUCUGUUGAGGUGCUGGAGAGUAAUGUUUUAUGUUCAAUACUGGUGUUGAUGUUCACCGUGCCAAGAGAAAACACUGCAGUACUCUGCAAGCUGGAGUACACGGAUCACACAAGAUGCCUUCCCACACAAGUCAACUUUGAAUGUGAAGACGAGAAGCUUCCCGAGUCUCCUCAGUGGAAGGAAAACUGCACCUUACUCAUGGAGACUCCUGUGCACCAAGCUUUGAUAACCAUGAAGAAGAUGGGGAAAAUUGCUUAAUUUAUUCAGAAACGAGGCGUUGGAUAUGUAUAAAACUGAGUACUGUUUGUGCGUUUUAAUGAAAAAUAAUGUAUAUACUUAAUUUGUGUUGUUUAUGAUGAAACACUAUCAGUUAAAUGCUUUCUUUUUAGUUGAGGUAUUGGAAGUGUAAGUACAGAUUAAAGCGUUUUUCCAGACUUCCUCUAUGGAGGUUGCACAAUUAAUUCCAUUUGACUUUUGUCCUUGAGAUUUUCAAUAAAUGCUGUGACCUUCAUUUGUAAA